AGCAUCAUGCUACACCUGCUGAUGUUACUCAACCGUCUGUUGUUGUUUUUUUUAAGUACAGUUAGUUAAUUGACAGGGAAAGCAAUGGGAUGGACAACACUAAUUGCACAAGUUGCGAACAUAAAGAUAACAAAGUAAAUAAUAUUUUGACUCAAGAUCAGGGCGAUUUUCUACAGAUUGCAGAACUCACUCCACAGGAUAUGACGUAUUGCCUCAUCUUGUCCAUCACAGCUCAGGGAGUCCAGUUUAUUAACAGGGCGGCCCGUUAAACACCGCUAAAACAAACAGACAGCAAAAACAGUCCAUCUUUAGGCCUUCAGCUUAAAAAAAAUGGCCCGGCUGCAGGCCUGUUUGCAGCAUGACAACAACCGCCCUUGUCUGUUUAUCGGAUAGUGCGAAGGACUUUGGGUGGCUACAGGCUUGCACCUAGCUAACGUUACGCAGCUGUCUGAAACCAAAGCUAAUCGGCUAUCUAACGUUAGCUGCAGCGGCUCGCUUUGCCAUAUGAUAUUGACGCACAUUGCAAAGGCACAGACCUCUACAGAAAGCGAUUGGAUCAGCAAAACAACAUCCGCAACGUUGAAAUGGACAAAGAAGAAGCAGACCGGCUGAUAGAGAAGGCGAAGCUGUGUUUACGGUCAGGAAGGAAAGAUCGGGCGCUGCAGCUGCUAUAUGAAGCCCAGAAUAUUUAUCCCAGCACCCGGGCCAGAGUGCUGAUAGAUGCCAUAGUAAGGAAUGGAGGCACCACUGCUCCACAAGCAAACAACGUGCCCCCUCCAACAGGCUGGAGAGAUGAAGACAUUAGAAACAAUGAAACAAGUAAUGCGAGUAGUGAUGACAAGAAGAGCUACACCGAGGAUCAACGCCAGGGGGUUCUCAGGAUAAAGAAUUGCAAGGACUUCUAUGAAAUUCUCGGUGUUUCCAAAGAUGCCAGCGAUGAAGAUUUGAAGAAGGCGUACAGGAAGUUGGCCCUCAAGUUUCAUCCUGACAAGAACUUUGCUCCAGGAGCCACGGAUGCUUUCAAAGCAAUAGGCAAUGCGUAUGCAGUACUGAGCAAUCCAGAGAAGAGGCAGCAGUACGAUCAAUACGGCGAUCAGUCUGCAGCUUCGAACGCACCCCAACCAUCCAGCCACAGUCGCCAUGGAUAUUACAGAAGCUUUAACAGGGACUUCGAGGCUGACAUUUCCCCUGAGGAACUCUUCAACAUUUUCUUUGGAGGAAGGUUUCCCACCGGAAAUAUCCACGUGUACACCAACCAGGGAGCCUCCUACUCUCAGUUCUAUCAGCCUCGUCGUCGACGUGCUUAUGAGAGGCGCGAGGAGGUGGUGGAGGACAACCAGACUCAGAACACCUUCACAGCGUUCCUGCAGCUUCUCCCUGUGCUGGUGCUAAUCCUCAUAUCAGUGUUUACUCAGAUGAUGGCUACUAACCCGCCCUACAGUCUCUUCUAUAAGCCGGCCAUGGGGCUGGUGGUGUCCAGGGAAACGCAGCACAUGGGUGUACCAUACUAUGUGGAUAAAAGUUUUGAGAAGGAGUACCGUGGAGGUGCGCUGGAUGAACUAGAGAAAACAAUUGAGAGCGACUAUAUCGAACACCUGCAGAGCAGCUGCUGGAAAGAGAAACAGCAAAAAUCUGACUUGGCAAACCUUGGACAACUGUACCGAGAUGAACGGUUAAAGCAGAAGGCAGAGUCAAUGAGGCUGGACAACUGUGAGAAACUGCAUCGAUUGGUGGGGCGUCAGAGAGGCAAAUGAGGACUGUUUGAGAGGAGAACAUGUUUCUUUACAGACUUCACAAUAAUGCAUUUGAUUGGAGUGUCUAAUUUAUCCAAUCUGGCCACUUUGUAAAGAAAUCUUUUUUUUAAGGUACAGCGCAGUCAGUGGGAGAUUAUGCCACUGGAAACAAUGUGCCUUCUCUCCUCUUUGAUGGUAGAAAAUAGAGUUGCAUGUUAGCUGCCAACCCUGGCUGUGGUGGUAGCAGCAUCAAGUGCAAACUCACUGUGGCAGUGUGUUCGAUGUCUCAAGAGCCUUUAAACUUUCUUAUAGAAAUGGCAUGACAUAAAGGAUCUCCCUUUGGGGUUAUGAAGGCAGUAGUAUGUUCACACAUACAAUUUUGUUUGUUCAGGUUUUGUAGUUUACCUGUAUUUAUUUUUGAAUGUUUUUGUGUCCUCGCUGAAAUUUUAGGUGUAUUUAUAUAGUUAAUAGAGUGAAUGUUACUUGAGAUUCCUGGCUCCUUAUUGUUUUGUUUUUUUUCUGUAGGAAGUAAUAAAACACAGUGGCUUGAAUCAUACUGUAGUCUUU
Messenger RNA from Sander lucioperca (pikeperch), 2300 nucleotides. It is a transcript of the gene dnajc18, whose product is annotated as DnaJ (Hsp40) homolog, subfamily C, member 18. Lineage: Eukaryota; Metazoa; Chordata; Actinopteri; Perciformes; Percidae. The record is from RefSeq and is a predicted model, not a curated record. The coding region runs from base 585 to 1754 and encodes 389 amino acids. Gene Ontology annotation, biological process: cellular response to misfolded protein. Gene Ontology annotation, molecular function: Hsp70 protein binding. The transcript has 8 exons. Gene Ontology annotation, cellular component: endoplasmic reticulum membrane.